CAAAAGUGGAUGAAAAGGUGCAGCGAGUCAUAAAAUGACCUGAAAACGGGUCUAGAAAUUCAACAGGUCGACGUAAAAAGCAGAGCCAUUUCAGUGUCCAACAAUGUCAUUAACAGCGAAACAGGUGCUCGUGCUCUUCUUCAUCAUUAAAAGUGGGUUUGUAACGUGUGCUGCUUCUAAACGUUUUAAUGAUGACGUGAGUUUGGUUUUGCGUGUUGGAAAUGGUGACACUGACAACCAUGUUAUAGGAAGUAGAAGUAAGAGGGACACCUCUAACUCAGGUGCAGUGACGAUGACCAACCUCCAGGUCGUUUCAACCAUCCAGUCUCACUACGCCAAGACAAUCAUAACCAGUGUCAUGGAAAACGGGGCUACCAGUGGAAACGGGACUGAGACAUCCUUCAUGGUUCAGAUCCCCGAAGAGGCAUUUAUCUCUUCCUUUAACAUGGAAAUCAACGGCACAUGGUAUGCAUCAUCUGUCCUGUCCAAAGCAGAGGCAAAGAAGAUUUAUGACGCUGCGAGAAAUCAAAGUCAGAAUGCAGGAAUGGUGAGCAGCGCAGGCCCCUCCGGUUCCUCUCAAGAAACUGUUAAGUAUCGGAAAAAAUUCAAUGUCAACACCAACAUUGCCCCUGGAAGCCGAGUAACCUUUGUGUUAACCUAUGAGGAACUUUUGGAGCGCAAACUUGGGAAGUAUGAUCAUAUCAUUAGUGUUCGCCCUAAUCAGACAGUAGCCAACUUGACCAUAGCAGUGGACAUUGAUGAACCCCAGGGACUUACGAGUCUGGAAGUUGAUGAGCCCUCUCUUCCCCAGGCAUCAGUACAGUCAGUGAGCAGCAUGGUGAAGAAGAUUCAGUACAGCCCUACAGUGGCUCAACAACAAGCUCAGAAUGCUGUCAAAGGGAUCGAUGGUGAUUUCAUCGUGACAUACGUGCUUCAAGACACCAAUAAUGGUGGUGUAAUUUUGGUUGGAAAUGGUGGAUACUUUGUCCAAUACAUUGCUCCCACAGGACUUAAUGCCCUUCCCAAAUCGGUAUAUUUUGUGGUCGAUGUUAGCGGGUCCAUGAGUGGGCAGAAAAUUGAACAAGCAAAGAAUGCCAUGCUAGCCAUACUAGAUCAGCUGGACACUUCUAUGGAUUACUUUGGUAUUGUGUUGUUUGAUGACACUUUGGAAUACUGGCCUGAUACUAAGUCUUUAGUUCAGGCCACUUCAGAGAGAAUCAGCAGUGCCAAGUCAUUUGCUAAUGAAAAAAUAAAGGCUCGUGGAGGCACAGACAUCAACAGUGGUUUAGUUGCAGCAUCCCAGGCUUUGAAAAACCAACCCAGUAGCAGAGCAUCAAUCAUCGUCUUCCUGACUGAUGGACAACCAACUUCUGGUGUUUACGACACAAAGGUAAUUCGACAGAACAUCCUGCAAGAAACCAGUGGCACAGGCAUCGGGAUUUUUUCCAUUGGUUUUGGGACCGGAGUGAACAGUGACUUCAUGAGGGCAGUGUCCUAUGAAAAUUGUGGCAGAUAUCAGUUCAUAGCAGAUGACGCAGAGGCAAGCAAAGAAUUGGAAAACUUCUUCAGGCAAUUGGGAUCGCCUCUUAUUAAAGGUGUCCAGGUUGAGUAUUCCAAUAAUUUGGUGGACCAGACCAGCCUUAGCAACACCACCAAGUGCCUCCAUUUCAGUGGCAGUGAGAUGGUAGUGGUUGGGAAACUUCAGAGUCCAACAUGCCCCAGCAGUUGGCAGAGCCGUGUAACAGGGCAGGGAAAAACGACCAACAUUGAUCUUUACAGCAGCGCUGCAACGUGCACCAAUGAAGCCUUCCUGGAGCGUCUAUGGGCGUACAAAAAGAUUAAUUCCUUACUUGACCAGAUGAAUGCACUCAGUGAUAAUGAUGUGCUUAAAAAAGAAGUUGAAGCCAAGGCUUUAAACAUGUCUUUGGAGUACAACUUUGUGACACCACUGACUUCAAUGGUAGUAGUCCAGUCGGCAGAUUACCAGGUUAGGAAUCAGGAAGACCUAUUUAUUCAGUCGUUUGGUGGUCGGAUUAACAGUAAAAGUACUGGUAUUACUGGAUCUAGAAGCUCUACCAAGUGUUUGUCACUUGUUCUUUUUGUCGCAGUGAUGUCUUAUAUGGGAUUAAAUGUCCAGCUGGGAUUUUAAUUAGGUUGGAUUAUUUUUAGAUAUAUGAAAAUGAAUUGAAUUUCUUUCAUUGUAAUCAUAUCUCUUUAUCUGUUGUGGCUGAAAUGAGUUAUUAUUUUGAGAUAAAAUAAUAGUGUAUGUAUUAUUGUGUCUGUUACUACACUUUUAAAGUCAGAAUUGUCAUAUUUUGAAUUAGAAAAUUAUGUAUAUAUGUAUAUAUAUAUAUAUAUAUAUAUAUAUCAUGUACAGUAUUGUAAUAUUGAAGGCAGCUAAUCUGUGAAGAUGUUUAAGGCUGAUAUUUAUGUCAUAAUACAUCCCUACAGAAAUCUAUGGGAGCAGAAUGAAGUUCUUGUUACACACUAAAGGAUAUGGAAUCCAACAUGUUUGUUUACAGAUAUAGAUUUAUAUGGCUGGAUUUAAAUACCAGCUUAUCAUUCUUACUAAUGUGAUCCAUCUGAAAAAAAGAAACAUUUAUACUAUGGUCACCAGAUUUUGUGUGUAAUUGAUAUCCACUGAGGUAUAAAGAGUGUAAGAUAGGAAAGGCCGAAUUUGGCCAGUUUAGUUUGAUGCCCCAAAUCUUUAAUACUGUAUACUUCUUAAUCAAGUGCUUCUGUGAUAAUUAUACUGUAGCUUCAAUUUUAUUUGUAAAAAAUUGUAGACAGUUUAAAUAGUUAUUGUACAGAGAUUUAUUUUUGAAUGUUUAAUUAUUUAAAAGUUUUAUAAUGUGCACAUUACCUAAUCAUGUACUUGAAACCUCUGCUGUACAAACAUUUCAGGAGUGAAGGGAAAAUGUCUUAGAUAAUUUACAAGGACUUGUUAAUUACUAAAUUAAAUGUCAAAGCAUCAGCAUUUAAGUAUUUUGAAUGGACUUCAGGUAAAAAAAAAAAAAAAAAACUUGGACCAUCAGGUCUUUGUGCCAUAUCUCUUGCUAGUAAUUAAAUUCCAUGAUUUUUAUAGGUGUAAUUUAUUGUUGAUAAUGCUUGGAUAUAUAUAUCUUAUGUUGAUAAUGUAAACUUCACUGCAAAUU
Molecule: messenger RNA, 3155 nt
Organism: Lingula anatina
Lineage: Eukaryota; Metazoa; Brachiopoda; Lingulata; Lingulida; Lingulidae
Product: inter-alpha-trypsin inhibitor heavy chain H4-like
Source: RefSeq, a predicted model, not a curated record